UCCAGAGGAAAGACGUGCCUAGUUCUUAAGAGCACAUGGUUACAAGGCAACGGCGUAGCCGUAGAGAAACACGAGCUUGUGAUUUAAGUGGGAUUGUUGCAAUGACAAGAGAGAGAGAAAAGCUGUUGUUGACGGAAGAGUGUUUUGGCUGAGUGUUUUGUUGUGACUGUUCUUGUGGCUCACGAUGGAAUUUCCUACAGCUUGUGGUAACCUCUAAUGUCUCUGCUUUCACAAGUUCACCCAAAGCAGUAGAGCCAACUGAGAACAAAAUAUGUCGACAGAGAUGCUAGAAACCUGCCGGCCGGAUGGAAAAGGAAGUUUCUUUAAGCAGCUUAUUGACACUAUUGCUUCAGAGAUCGGCGAACUGAAACAAGAGAUGGUGCAGCCAGAGUUUACACCUGAGCAUGGGACUGAUUUUACAGACAAACUAAGCCUUACCAAGGACAUGUACAGUGAAUGUCUUGACAAUCCAGAUUCACAGUUCUACACCCGCGAUUCUGGUUAUAUAAGCCUGUUGAAUAAGCUCAGUGUACUAGACAAAGUUCUUCAUACACAUCCAGUGUGGCUCCAGCUAGGGCUAAGUGAUGACGAGGCAGCUCAUGUUCUGCAGUCUCAGCACCCUGGGGCAUUUUUGGUGCGGAAGUCUGUCAAAAUCCAGAAGAAAGUGCUGUCUCUGCGUCUGUCAAAUGAUUAUAGUCCCGGUAUAAGGGAUUUUGGAAUCAAAGAAAGCCAAUACACUUUUUCUUUGGAGGGCUCUAGAAUAAGUUUUGCCGACUUAUUCCGGCUUAUCGCUUUUUAUUGCAUUAGCAGGGAUGUGUUGCCUUUCACUUUGAAAUUGCCAGCUGCAAUUUUAGAUGCAACAACUGAAGGAGAACUUGAGGAUAUUGCUGACCUUGGGAUUGAGUUUUGGAGCUCACCAACCAAUUAUAGAAGCAAAACUAAUCUGUAUUCUCUUGGAUGUGUCCCUUCUGACUCUGUGGGUAUGGUUUCAGGACAUCUGUCUGCCAUAAACGGAGUACAUUCUCUAAGAACUCGUACGCCUUCAGAACUGGAGUGUAGCCAGACCAAUGGGGCAUUGUGCUUUAUAAAUCCUCUCUUCCUAGAAGUGCAUAGUCAGGAUAUUAGUGGAAAUGUGAAAAAACAAGGUUCAAGAAAUGAAGAAAGCAGUAAUACUGGGAUACCUCGAUCACCCCCUCCUAGACCCCCACCACCUUCUUUAAACAGCGGCUUACAGCUUCAGGACAGCAAGAAAGAAGAAAGUAUACCAGAGAGAGGCAUCCUUCCUAAGCAGGGCAGUUUAAGCAUGCCUGUAAAGAAACCUGCCCCUAUACCUCCACCUCGUCGUCCCCGUGCAAAAACUGACAGCUGUAGAGAAGAAGUAAGUAACUUGAGAACUUCAGAAGAAGCCAGCUCUAAUUACACAUCCCUGCCAGUAACUGCUGAAAAUCAAGGCGUUGCUGCAAAAGAACAAACUUUAGUCAGCAAGGGUUUAACUACAAACUCUGUGUCAGUCAUGCAAGAAAAUGGAAGAGGAGAGAGAUUAAGCAACAUGAGCAUUUCAACUUCAUCUUCUGACUCUCUGGAUUUUGACCGUAGUGGAAGUUUAUUUAACCAUGAGGUGGACACAAACAGUAGCCAGGAAGAAAUUGAAGAAGAAAGUGACCAGGAGAGCAUGGCACCCCCCUUGAAAACAAAGAAAAGAAGUAGUUCUUUUGUCAUUCCCCAGAUUGUCAAAACCCAGUUUCGUAAAGUGAGUGUUGUCUUCAGUACCUUCAUGACGCCUGAGAAAAGGAUGGUAAAGAAGAUCACUGAACUGUCACGGGACAAGCGCACUUACUUUGGCUGCCUUGUGCAGGAUUAUAUAAGCUUUCUUCAAGAAAACAAGGAAUGCCAUGUAUCCAGCAAUGACAUGUUGCAGACAAUUAGGCAGUUUAUGACACAGGUGAAGAACUACUUGGCCCAGAGUUCAGAACUAGAUCCCCCAAUUGAGUCAUUAAUCCCAGAAGAUCAAAUAGAUGUGGUAUUGGAAAAGGCCAUGCAUAAGUGCAUUCUGAAGCCAUUGAAAAGUCACAUAGAUGCUAUUCUUAGAGAGUUCCACAAUACAGAUAACUCUGCGAAGCAGCUGAGGGAAAACCUGCAGCUGGCUAGGCAGAAGACCCCUCAGGAGCUGGGCGUCACUGCACCCCCACCGGAUGUUGUGACACUAGAAAAGAUCAAGCACAAGUUCUGCAUGAUGCAGAAGAUGUAUUCACCAGAGAAGAAAGUCCUGCUGUUACUGAGAAUAUGCAAAGUUAUCUACACAGUCAUGGAAAAUAACUCAGGGAGAAAAUGUGGAGCUGACGAUUUCCUGCCAAUGCUAACAUAUGUGAUGGCACAGUGUGAUAUGCCUGAAAUGAAUACUGAAAUUGAAUACAUGAUGGAACUGUUGGAUCCAUCUAUCCUCCAUGGAGAAGGAGGAUAUUACUUGACCAGUGCAUAUGGAGCAAUGUCUUUGAUUAAGAAUUUUCAAGAAGAACAAGCUGCCAGAUUAUUGAGCUCUGAAACAAGAGACACCCUCCGACAGUGGCACAAGAGGAGAACAACUAAUAGGUCAAUGCCUUCUGUUGACGAUUUUCAGAACUACCUGCGAGUGGCCUAUCAGGAAGUGAAUAGUGGCUGCACAGCAAAGACCUUAAUGGUAAAGCCAUAUACAACAACAGAAGACAUUUGCAACCUUUGUGCUGAAAAAUUUAAAGUGCCAGACCGUGGGAACUAUAGACUUUUCCUUCUCCUAGAAGACACCUGGCAGCAGCUUACUGAAGACACUCAUCCACAAAAGAUAAAGGCAGAGUUACACAGUCGGCCUCAGCCACAGACUUUCCAUUUUGUCUAUAGACGUAUGGAGAAUCAGAAUGGUGCUUACAAUCCUGAAGAAUGCAAUACAGUUUUGUAGAUGUAGACAUCAGUUGAUUGCUUCAUAAUGCAGGGUACUUGUCACCUGGACAAACUACCAUGUGGCCUAACUUUCCAGAUGCUCUUUGGACAUGUGCAACUGAGAUUCAUGAAAGAUUUUUAUACUCCAUGUUAUGUAGGCCUGCAUCUGGUUCUAGACCUAUCAACUUUAGGCUGUGGUGUAACAAAGAUGAAUGCUGUUAGUUCUUAAACACUGAAGUGCAGAAAAAAAAAGAAGCCUGUGUGCCUUUAUGCUGUAAUCUAUGCGUAGCACUUACGUUGAUUUAUGUGGCACACUGGUAGUGUAGACUCUUGGUCUCAUUUCUGGUCUGGACUUCGUUUGGUAGCCUGUAGACAGACUGUAUGUUGUAUAGUUGGUGUAGACAGCUUGCUGUCUGCUGCCAUGCGUUGAUACCUCGAUACAGUUUAGGAACCUGCAGUACACUUCCCAUUGGUACCAUUGUGCAGGGUAGUGUGCCUCUGAAGUAGGGGCUUCAAUAUCUGCCACACCGGGAGUGUGACAACUGCUUGAAAGCUGCAUUAGAUAGUAAGCCACUCCUACUUUUGACAACAUGGAAUGCAGUGCAUUCAUGACUUGUUUUUCGUUUGUAGGAGUGGGCUCUUCAGUUUAUAAAGCUGUUGAGGUGGCAUUUGACAUUUUUAUAGAAAAGCUUUUAAAUAUUGUAAACGUAUUAUUUUAUAACAGUUACUGGUUAACUGUUUGGGCUGGGUUUUUUAUAAAAUAUUUUUGAACUGUAAAGUAUUCUCUAAUUAUGCAUGUAAUUGUAACUUUUGUAUUUCUUAAUUAUCAUCAAAAUCUCUUGCUGGUUUUAGAGUAUUUGGAUAACAUUGAUAAAUAUCUGAUUUGAACUUUGAGAGUUUUCAUUUGCUUAUUAAUAUCUAAUGACAUUUACUAUGUGCAUUUCUUAAAUCACAGAAUGUUGACUCUGUUACCAGGUCAAAAAUUGUAAUGAUUUACGCACUUUUACCUGGUUAUGUGGCUUUUUAGUGUGUGUGGAUUUACAAAACCCAUGUCUCUGUAAUAGUUGUAAUGUAAUUAAAACCAAUGAAAGAUGCCUCUAAAAUGUGAGUUUAUAGCUGUGUGUGUGUGUGUGUGUGUGUGUGUGUGUGUGUGUGUGUGUGUGUGUGUGUGUGUGUGUGUGUGUGUGAAGGUGUAUGGAUAUAAAUGUGUUGUGUGUAUACACACACACACACACACACGCACACACACACACGCACACACACGCACACACACGCACGCACACUCAUGCAUACAUGCAGUCAUGUCUGAGCUCUCAGACAAACGCUCACGCAUGCAUGCACAUAUGCACAUGCUCCUACAUUUGUUGUAUGUGCUUUUAAUCCAGCAACACACAUUUGUCUGACAAGUGGCAGCAUUUGAGUGUAAUACCUUUUGGCUGCUGCUACCUUUACCCUCUGUGUCUUCAUCCACUCUCUGUUAAUGUAUAUAUUUUUAUAAAACAUUCAUUGGCUAGUUCAGUUUAUGGCAGUAAGGCAUGUGUAACUGAAGGACUAAGGAGUGAAUUGAUUAAAUGUGAAGCAGAGGGUAUUAAAGCCUGUCAUGGGUCAGUGAGCCUGCAGGUUCAGGCUUAUACUGGAAAGGGGCUUGUGAGGGGGAGGGGAGGAGGUUUGACAUACUAAAGAGAGGUUUGGCAUGUUGCAGAUUGGUAUGUGUGACAUAUAAUAGGCUUGACAGAGUCUGUGUAGAAAAUGUCUCAUACUCUGCCUAAUGACAGAAGAUUAAAUUAACUUGAUAACACUAAAGCUGCUUUCAAAGAGUCCAAAAUAUUGUGAUACAGAAGUAAAAUUUUGCCAGAACAAGUGAGCAUAUUUCAUAUUGUAUUAAGAUAGUAACUAACUGUAAAAUUAAUGUAUUGUUAAUACUUGAAAUUAAAAAUGAUUUCUGAAAAAUCCUUGAAUAAACAAGAACCUAUGUAUUUUUGUGUAAUCCUUUCAGUUUUGUAAGGACCGUAGUAAGUACUGGUCUUUUAGAAGACAUGGCACAAGAAUUGGAUGCUGGUAAUUUGAUCUUGUAUUGAUUGUAAAAGGCUGGUGUUUUACUUAGUAGAAGAAAAUGUACAUCCUUAGGUGCCUGUUUUAAGAAUCAUUGGUUGUGUAGUUGAAAACCCUCAGCACAGUUGUGAAAAUUGUGCAUUAUUUUGUAAAUCGUAUUGAAUUUGCACACAAUAAACUGUACUAUUGUA
Protopterus annectens (West African lungfish) is the source of this 5156-nucleotide messenger RNA. It is a transcript of the gene RIN2, whose product is annotated as Ras and Rab interactor 2. NCBI's taxonomy places the organism in Eukaryota, Metazoa, Chordata, Ceratodontiformes, Protopteridae. Gene Ontology annotation, biological process: vesicle-mediated transport; signal transduction. The coding region runs from base 272 to 2932 and encodes 886 amino acids. The record is from RefSeq and is a predicted model, not a curated record. Gene Ontology annotation, cellular component: cytosol; endocytic vesicle. Gene Ontology annotation, molecular function: guanyl-nucleotide exchange factor activity; small GTPase binding. The transcript is spliced from 11 exons.